This is a messenger RNA of Mya arenaria, 5024 nucleotides long. Its product is annotated as zinc finger protein 883-like. The coding region runs from base 190 to 1908 and encodes 572 amino acids. The record is from RefSeq and is a predicted model, not a curated record. The transcript has 2 exons. Gene Ontology annotation, biological process: negative regulation of transcription by RNA polymerase II; regulation of immune system process; regulation of cytokine production. NCBI's taxonomy places the organism in Eukaryota, Metazoa, Mollusca, Bivalvia, Myida, Myidae.
GAAAUGAUGUCCGGUUUCCGAUCUUUUACGCUCAGCGGCCACAGUCGAGUAUACAUUUUCAAGACGGUAUACAAGUGGGGAGAAGGUAAACAGAAGAAACAACUAGUACUAGUAACGAUUAGUACCAUUAACAAUUAGGCGUAUCUAGAGUAGAAGAAAGUAAGGACAAACUCAUGAAGAGUAUCCAAUAUGGCCAGUACAUGUACAGAUACUGAACCUAAUACUAAAGAGAACACAAAUGAGGUACCGGCUGCUAAUGAUCAUUCAUGGAAAGAUACUAAUGUUAUGACUGACACAGAAAUGGAAGAUAUUUGUAGUUCAGAUGAUGUUCCUGUUACUGAUGAUGAUUCAGAGGAAGAUAAUGAUAGUUUGACUGAUACAGACACUGUGCCUUCUACUACAGAUAGCACAAAUGAGGUACCUGAAGCAAAUGCUCAUUCAGGGAAAGAUAAAAAUGUUAAUAGCAAUACAGAGAUAGAAAGUUCUUCUGCAAACAUUUGUAUCACAGAUGAGGUGCCUAUUGUUAAUGAUGUAUCAGAGACUGAUCAGAGCAAUGUAUGUUCACAGACAAAUGCAUUGCGUAACAAUAUUCAAGCUCAAAAGGUUGUGAAAUCUGUUAUGGAGACUAGUGAUAUUAAAGAUGGAGGCACACUAGAAAACAUCAAGGAAGAAGAUACUGAGUGUGCAGCAAUGUCAAAUGAACAACAGUGCGAUUAUACAUUAAAAAACAACACUGUCAGUAAGAAAAGGAGGAAGUUGGCAAAUUCUGACAUAAAAAAGCCACACAAGUGUAGAUUCUGUUCAAAAUCAUUCAGAAACACAACAUGUAGAAAGAAUCAUGAGAAUUUGCACACAAAUACCAAACCAUACUCCUGUGAUAUCUGCAACAAAUCAUUUCACCAAUCAGGCAAUCUGACCAGUCAUAUGAAGAAGCAUGGAAAGAGAGACACAGUGAAUUGUCCUGUAUGCAAGAAAACGCUGGCCUCAUCAUCGAAUCUUACCCACCAUUUGAGAGUUCAUACAGGAGAGAGACCAUACAAGUGCAAAGAGUGUGGAAAGACAUUUGUACAAAGUGGAGAUCUAGGUCGCCAUUUGAAGAUACAUACUGGUGAAAAGGAGUAUGAAUGUGAUGUUUGCAACCAGAGAUUUAUCACAUCCAGCCAACUUAACAACCACAGCACCAUCCACACUGGAGAAAAGAAGUAUGAGUGUGCUAUAUGUCGCAAGAGCUUCAGACUUGUAGGCGUUCUACAUACUCACAUGAAGAUGCACUCAGGAGAGAAGAGAUACCAGUGCACGGUUUGUGAGAAGAAGUUCACACAGAAGGCGCACUUGGUUUCUCACAUGUUGGUUCAUACGAAAGAGAAGCCCCACAAAUGUGAUGUCUGUGGCCAGGCAUUUGCGCAUCCAGCUACUCUGAAAGGUCAUCUGGCAACUCAUACGAAAGAAAGGGACUACUCUUGUGAGACAUGUGGAAAAUGUUUUGUAACAAAAUCUGUACUAAACAGCCACAAAAAGACUCAUGAGGAUGUUGGGAAGCCAUUUGUGUGUGAUGUGUGUAGCGCUAGUUUUGCUAGAGCCGCUUACCUUAAGAAACAUAUGACAAUACAUUCUGGGGAGAGAGUCAAACAUGAAUGCAAGCUUUGUAAUGAUUUUUUUACCACUAAGCGUAGUCUCAUGGACCAUCUUAAUUUACACCUUGGAUUUCGACCUCACCAAUGCAACCUGUGUGAAAAAAAGUUCACCACGAAAACCUCACUGACAACGCAUCUGAAGACGCAUAAUAAUGUAAAAAAACAUGACUGUUUGAUUUGUAAAAGGAAGUUUGCAAAUGCUGCUGGCCUUGAGAAGCAUAUGGAAGUGCAUAGUAAGGAUGAAAGAUCAGUUUUAACCAACAUGCAAACUUAAAUGGUCCACAGUAGGGCCACUCCAAAUAUAAUCCAUGCUCAGUGUCAUCUUCAUAUAUAUUAGCCGCAUCACACAAUUUUGGGCUUUAAACAUAUUUUUUACAAAUAAAAUAAUCAGAAAUUAAACUUUGCACAUCAUUUCUAAAAUGCACUUAAUUACGUCAGGUAUGUGACAUCAAAUUUAGUAUUCAAAAUGGGCAAAACAUGGUCCCACUUAUAAACAUGUAUUUUAGGCAACACAUUUGAUAUCAUCGUGAAUUUUCAGUAUUACUUUCUAAAAUGUCAUUUCAUCAUAUUUACACAAUAAAAUGACACAAUAAAAUUAUUAUUUAAGCAAAUUUAUCUUUUAAGGCCAAAAAUCUUGCAAUGCGCCUCGUACGUUAAUAAUGUAUUGCUACCUAUGAGGCAUAAAAUAAUUGACAAAUGUCGAGAAAAAAACAAAUGCUUUCCUAAAUGUUUAGAGCUGGGCUAUUCCACAAUGACAAAACUUAAAGGCCUAGUUUAAGGAAUGUUUGGCAUGAUAAUCCCCUGCUGUGCAUCUUCUGCUAAUUGCACUGGUGUCACAGUAGGGGCCGAUUUCCUGUGUAUUCGUUUAUUGGCGCAGGGCCAUUUAGGGUCCAUUUCUAUAAUAAAACCUCCCAAACUGCACAGCAGGGUACUCCGAUCGGAGAUCUGAUAAGAGGGGUCAAUGCAAGUAGACACAGAGGUUGUGUACUGUACACAGAUUUUUUUGAUUUUUUUUGGGGGUGGGGGGGCUCUUCUAGAAGGCUUAAACUAGGCCUUUAAGUGUUACAGUUCCAUAAAUCACUAUCAAUGCCAAACAUGCUUGUGGUUCAUAAUGUACUUCUAAACUUUUUUUCAAUCAUUAUUAUACAAGACUUAUAAUUUCGGUUUGUUUUGUAUUUUUUCUAUUGACCAAAAUGUUUUUAAAAUCUUUGGUUUGGAAUGUCAAAGGUAUGCCAGCUAGAUGAUGUUUAACAUAGAGGCAAAUUCUAUUAAAAAUGAUGCAUAAUAAUUAGGGAUGGAAGCGAAAUAUCCGAGUAUCCGGAUAUCCGCACAUUAUUAAUAAUGCAUAAUCAAAUUGUGUUUAUCAGAGUUCUGCCAUAACCAACAUAGAACCACUGGUGACACUGUUUCUGUUUAUUAAUUGAUGAUAUACAUAUAUCGGGUACAUAAUAAUUAUACAUAUAUAUAUAAGCAAAUUAUAAUAACAAGACAUCGGGUCUAAACUAACAGGUAAACAUAUGUGGGUACAGAGAAGUGCUUAAAGCUGCACUUUCAAAGAUAUAUCAUUUUGACACCUUUUUUUAGUCUUUGUCUUUGAAAGAGCCAAUUUUUGCGUAAAUUUUUGGAAACCAGUGAUUUAAGACUGCUGAAAAAUAUCAGUUCUCAGUUUAUCAUAUUUACUUUCGAAUAUUGAUGUUUUAUGGUUUAAAGCAUUCCUAACGCUUUAAGAAAAUAUAAAUUUUGGGCAGUUUUCCAGACAAUUGAGAUGUGUUCUAUUGUAAGUGAAUUAAAGGCAUUGAUGCCAAAAGCAGUUGAUGCUAGGCCAACGUUUUAGAAAGUGUCAAAACUGACCAUCUGUUGUGCAACUUUAACUGUUGAACAUAAAAAACAGUAUAAACAAUUAGUGAAGAUGAGUGGUCAGCUCUGAUGAAAAUGUAAACCUUGGUAGCACAAAUUUACCAUUUUAACUCUUAAUGAGAAAACAAUAUUAAAACACAACUAGGAUUUUAAAUAGGUUUUAAAAAGGGUAAGGUGCUGCAGAAAAAUGACGGUCACCGUGCUGAGGGAUAGAAGGACACAUUGUUUUGGGUUGUUAAGAACUUAACAUAUUAAAAAAUUGACAAAAAAUGUUAGUAAAGUUGAAUUUGAAGUAGGUUCGAGUUUCACCUGCCAAAUAUAGUAUUUAUUAUCAUGUAAUAAGCUUUUAAACAAAACAGAGGUAUUAUUUGAUUGUCUAAAGCAUUUAAUUCUAAGAAGGUUGAUUGAUGCGCAUGCUUGUCUCCAUAGGGCAGAGGGGUGUUAUCAAAAAAGGACCGGUUGCAGCGCGCCCCCUUAACUCAUUAGCUAAAACCGUAUGUUAGGGCUAGUAAUAGUCCUAAAGGUCAACUUUAAAAUAAGAAAUGACCGAAGGGGUACUCUGGUACUCAGUUCUUUGUGUUGUAAAAGUAUAUUUUUUAUGUUGUAUAUGAAGAAUGCCAAGUAUGAAGGAAGUUUUUAACAUUUCAGUGUCACAAUCUUGAUGACUUUAUUUGCUGAAUUAUACUUUUGGAAAGAAAUAUGUCUUAUGUUAUUGUUCAAUAUUAAUGAUUUUUAUUGUCAAUGCUUUGGUGUUAAAUGAUGGAUGCAGAAUUAUCAUGUCCAGUGCUUUUUAGCUCUACUAUUCGCAGAAUAAGGAGGCUUUACUGCUUGCCUUGGCGUCUGCAGCCGGUUUUUGGACAAGUUGGCAUUUUCACUUAUACCUCUAAUACCCUUCUUUCAAUUCACUGAAUACUUCAUAUAGUUGUCCAGGACCCUCACACAAUGAGGUUAAAAAACUUCGUAGUAUUCUGAAAACAAAUUAUGGCCCCUGUAUACUUACAAACUUAGGUGUAAGUGUAGGGCUCAUUUUGUCAGGUUAAGGUGUAAGUUUAGGGCUCAUUUUGUCAGGUUAAAGUUUUAGGGCAAGUUGGGAUAUUUACUUAUAACUUCUAUACCCCUUCAUUCAAUUCACUUAAGGUUUUAACUCAGAUCUCAUGUUCAUUCAAUGGCCAUCAUACUUGAAACAGUAGCCAAUGCACAAAUUAGGUUACAUAACUCCUUAUUAACCCUAAAUACAAAUUAAUGCCCUUGAUUAAUUUUCUUUUUGUUACUUUUUUGUUUUUAUUGCUUUUGACAGGCUUAAGUUAAUGUUUUUAGCCUGGUUUUUACAAAGUGAAAUUGAAGGUUAUAAGAAUGAAGUACAAUGUUGUUUGGGCAAGCUGGCGGAAGGGCGGUAUCACCUAUGGUAUCAAGUAACUUUAGUUAAGUUUGACAUAUAGUGACCAAACUUGGUAUAGGGGAAGAGUUUAUCAAGACCUUUCACAGUUUGCUUUUGGGACCCCAUGGGUCAAGGUCACUGUUUCUAAAAAUGGA